This is a messenger RNA of Esox lucius (northern pike), 4829 nucleotides long. Its product is annotated as thrombospondin-3b-like. The record is from RefSeq and is a predicted model, not a curated record. NCBI's taxonomy places the organism in Eukaryota, Metazoa, Chordata, Actinopteri, Esociformes, Esocidae. Gene Ontology annotation, biological process: cell adhesion. The transcript has 23 exons. The coding region runs from base 457 to 3324 and encodes 955 amino acids. Gene Ontology annotation, cellular component: extracellular region. Gene Ontology annotation, molecular function: calcium ion binding.
AUACUUCAUGGUAGUUUGAGUUAAUCUGCUAUGCCACUGGACACAAAGGUCAUACAUCAUUUAAAGAUGACACUAAGCGCACCGAUGUGGCCCUGCCUGUUCACGUUCAGUUUGGGAACCGCAACCCAACUCCCCUCUGUUUAGAGAGGGAAAAACGUUUUAGCGGAGAACACCACAAGCUGUGGGGAUCACGAGCGAGACUCACCCGCUGAUCUUUCACCUCGAGGCAUUCUUCUGCCUGGUGCGCGGAGACUGCGACUGUGCGAGCCAAACAUCCCUAGACUACACCAGCCCUGCUGGUCUGCGUCCUGGUUUGAGGACUCUUCUCUCAGUUACACGCGCGUUUGUUCUGUGAACUCAGGGAAGUGCAACGGUUUUUCUUCGGAUAUAAUUGAGAAUUUAAACAAUAGGCUACGUUUAUUUGGUGUCUGAGAACGUUCGUUGCCUUGUCUGAGGAUGGAUAAAGGGAGGCUUGUACCAAGUUUGCUGUUGGCGAGUGUGGUACUCUUCAUGGGCUUCACCGGGGCUUCUGAAAUGCAAGUGAUUGACAUGCUGGAGCUGCAUGAUGCCAAGCAGAGUGUGUCUGCGGCGGGGAAGAUUUCCGGGGCUCUGGGCGAGAUAUCAGACCUUUAUCUGGUGUCCACUCUGCGUCUUCCACCCAAACUGGGAGGAGUUCUCCUGGGUCUCUACAAUAAAGACGACAACAGGAAGUACCUGGAGGUGGCCCUGAUGGGCAAGAUCAACAAAGUUCUGGUGCGCUACAUACGUGAGGAUGGUAAAAUCCACACAGUGAACCUCCAGAACCCCAGCCUCUCCGACGGCCGAACCCAGUCACUCAUCCUCCGAGUGGGCGGGCUCAGACGUAACCACCUCCACCUGGAACUUUAUGUCAACUGUCGAUUGGCCGACUCAGCACAGGGCCUGCCAUCAUUGGUUCAGCUGCCAGAAGAGCCGGAGUCUGUGGAGAUACGCAAUGGGCAGAAGACCUAUGCAAGGCUACAGGGCUCAGUGGACUCUCUAAAAUUGGCUCUGGGUGGCUCCGUAGCCAAAGCUGGAAUCCUGACUGACUGUCCAUUUCAGGGAGAUACAUCCUUUCAAAAUUCAGUUGGUGCCGACGUCAGUGCCAUUCUGGGUGACCACACCAAGGCUUUGAUCGGCCAACUGAUCAUCUUCAACCAGAUCCUGGGCGAACUCCGAGAGGACAUCAGGGAACAGGUGAAGGAGAUGUCUCUGAUAAGGAACACCAUCCUGGAGUGUCAAGCGUGCGGCUUCCAUGAGCCCCACUCUCGCUGUGAUCCCAACCCCUGCUACAAAGGCGUGCCCUGUACAGAGAUCCGGGAGUACCCAGGUUACCGUUGUGGUGCCUGCCCAAAUGGAAUGACUGGGAAUGGCACCCAUUGCAAGGACAUUGACGAGUGCGCCCUAGCCCAGCCCUGUUUCUCCACUGAGGGGUGUGUGAACACAGCCCAGGGCUUCACCUGCGAACCCUGUCCUGUGGGCUUCUCGGGACCUCCCCUCAGCGGUGUCGGGCUGGAGUUCGCCAAUAGCCACAAGCAGGAGUGCAACGAUGUGGACGAGUGUGCUGACCUCUCCAACACCUGCGUGCCCAACUCCAUCUGCGUCAACACAGAGGGUUCGUUCCAGUGCGGUCCGUGUAAAGACAGUUUUGUGGGCAACCAGACGGUGGGGUGUUUCCUGCGGAGGUCCUGCGCCACCCUGGGGUAUGACCCGUGCGAUGUCAACGCCCACUGCCUCAUAAAGGGUGCCGCCGAGAUCUCCUGCGUGUGUAAUGUGGGCUGGGCCGGUAAUGGAAACACGUGUGGUCCAGACCGCGACAUGGACGGCUACCCCGACCUGGCACUACCCUGCAUAGACAACGACUAUCACUGCCGAGCUGACAACUGCGUGAACACGCCCAACUCCGGCCAGGAGGACGCCGACGGCGACGGUAUAGGUGACCAGUGUGACGAAGACGCCGACGGAGACGGGAUCAAGAACGUGGAGGACAACUGCCGCCUGGUCCCCAACAAGGACCAGCAGAACUCGGACACGGACUCAUACGGGGACGCGUGUGAUAACUGCCCUAACGUUCCCAACGGAAGCCAGAGGGACACGGAUGGAAACGGAGCGGGGGACACCUGUGACAAUGAUAUCGAUGGGGAUGGUAUCCCCAACCUGCUAGACAACUGUCCCAAGGUUCCCAACCCCAUGCAAACAGACCGCGACGGGGACGGAGUGGGGGACGCCUGCGACAGCUGCCCGGAAGUCAAUGACCCCAUGCAGUCUGAUUUGGACAACGACCUGGUGGGAGAUGUGUGCGACACGAACCAGGACAAGGACGGUGAUGGCCUGCAGGACUCUAGGGACAACUGUCCAGAUGUCCCUAACAGCUCCCAACUGGACUCAGACAACGACGGGAUUGGCGACGAAUGCGAUGGUGACGAUGACAAUGACGGCAUUCCCGAUUGGGGACCUCACGGAGCGGACAACUGCCGUCUCAUCGCCAAUCCCAGCCAGACAGACACCGACGGAAAUGGUGUUGGUGACAUGUGUGAGAAUGACUUUGACAACGACUCCGUGCUAGACUUGAUCGAUGCAUGUCCAGAGAGUGCUGAGGUCACAAUGACUGACUUCAGAGCCUACCAGACGGUCAUCCUGGACCCAGAAGGAGAUGCCCAAAUUGACCCUAACUGGAUUGUGCUCAAUCGGGGUAUGGAGAUUGUUCAAACAAUGAACAGUGACCCUGGUUUGGCCAUAGGCUACACAGCUUUUAACGGCGUGGACUUUGAGGGGACGUUCCACAUCAACACGGCUACGGACGACGACUACGUGGGCUUCAUCUUCAGCUACCAGGACUCGUCCAGCUUCUACGUGGUCAUGUGGAAACAGAUGGAGCAGAUUUACUGGCAGUCGCAGCCUUUCAGGGCUUUGGCCCAGCCAGGUUUACAACUGAAGGCAGUGAAGUCUCGCACGGGUCCCGGUGAGUACCUCCGUAACGCCCUUUGGCACACCGGCGACACCCCGGACGAGGUCACCCUGCUGUGGAAAGACCCCCGGAACGUGGGCUGGAGGGACAAGACGUCCUACCGCUGGCACCUCAGCCACCGCCCACAAGUGGGCUACAUCAGGGUGAGGCUUUACGAGGGCAUGACGCUGGUGGCGGACUCGGGCGUCGUCGUGGACACGUCGAUGAGGGGCGGGCGGCUGGGCGUCUUCUGCUUCUCCCAGGAGCAGAUCAUCUGGUCCAACCUGGGGUACCGCUGCAACGAUACUGUACCCGAAGACUUCGAGUUCUACCGCAAGACGAUCCACAUCAGGGUGUGAGCCUUGCACAGCAUCUGUGCAGAUACACUGCAUUGGCUACGGCAUCACCUGCGCCUUUGCCGGCGUGGUGUUGUGUGUAUGUGUGUGUUUGCAUGUAUACGCGCGUGUGUGUGUGUGUGCGUGCGUGUGUGUGUGUGUGUGAGUGCAAGGGCGUCGUUGUGUGAGUGCACUAAUUUGCAUAUGUCCAUCGUUGAAAUACAUUCACUAAGGAGAUCUUUGUGUUACCCACGCAAAACAAAAAACUAUUUACACCUGACUACACUGUGUAAAAUAAAAGUUGAAUGUUUUUUUUUUUUACUAUUCCUCACUGAAUACAUGGUGCUGCAGAUGACUAAAACUCUUAAAGUUAGCUGCGAUUCAUUCAAACUCAACACAGUAAUGUUUAUAAUGUGUCUUCCUUUCCAAUAUUCCUCCCAUGCUCACACACCUCUGGCAUUGUAAGAAGGUAUUCACACAUUUUGGACCUAAAAGACAAAGAAAGUGUAACAAUUUGUGAUUUAAAUGGGUUCAAUUGUGUAAUAAAAUAUGUAAUAUCAAAGCAUAAGAAAAAAAUAAUAUCAGUGAAUAGUGGAACAAGAACAUUCCUUCAUAUGAUAUGAGGAGGCAGGUAAAGUAGCUGAUAUAUUAUCUGACCAAUAACUAGAUUGAAUCUCAGCACUGACAAGGGACACGUCUGGUCUGAUCCCUAAGCGAGACAGUGAACUCUGUAUGCUUCAGUGUUGUUGCUGUAAAUGAGAAUGUGUUCUCAGUCAACUAACCAGGUAAAAUAAAUCAAUACACAUUAUGUUUGAAAUACCUUUGACUGAAAUAAAAUAAAAAAGAUUGAGAGAAUCCGGAGUAAUCUCUGCAAGGAAUAAGGCCAAAAAUGGCUGUGAUCUUAGGGCUCUCAGGUUGCACGUAUUACAACAGCAUGGCUCUGUAGUAAAAGAUUCCAGGUGCUAAACUGGUUGUUCGUGUAACAUAUCUGAUUUGUUGUUAUUGUUAUUCACAAUCUACCAAUCACUGCCCUUCAUGAGUAUCAAGAAAGAUACCUGAUCUCAUAGUUGAAUCUAUGCUUGGAAUUUUAAAUGUGACUGAGAGAUUGUAAUAUAACUGCACUGACAGUUUUACUGAACUGAGUCCUUAAACUUAGUGUCAUGUCACACAACAUACCACUAAAUACGCAGUUAAACUGUACAAAGUUAGUAAAUUACAGUAUGCAUCUGAGUUCACAAAGACUUUGAUGCUCUAUGUCAGAGGUAGCCUGUGAGAUUUCACAAAGGGACAUGUUUUCAUAAUAAUAAAUAUCUCAAUACACAAUCUUUUCUUUUACUAAGACUGUGUAUAUCGAUAAAAUGUAACCAACCCAACAUGUAUACAGUUUAUCAUAGCAGUGUUUCUUAACACCAAUAGUUGGAUUCUGCCAACACCACACAUUUGAUGUCACUGGAAUCACACAUUGUCCAUAGGAUUGUUUUUUUAAAUUUCAAAACAAAGGGAUUACCAGUGUGUAUUUGUAUACAGUG